AUGAUCCAAAUGCUCACGCAUGUUCUGGGCUCUUCGGAAGCUGCCAUCUCCUGGCCAUACCAAGCAACACCCGGCUCGCAGCUUGCUCCGUCACCCUUCGGACACUACGGAAGCAGUCCAGCACACACACCGAGCCAGAGUCAAAGAUCAGCUGUCAGGAACAUCGCUGGCAGCAAAGCAGAGCUGUCAACGCUUCAGCCAUUGAUACAGGCACUCCUUGCUCGUCUAGGCAAGGAUCAGCCAUUCCUUCGUCGACCAGUGGGCGAGAAAGAUCUCACAGCUCUACUGCAAACCUUGAUGGAGCAGCAGCAGCGACAGCAACAGCUACAGCAAGGGCAGCAAAACUUGAAUCAAGGACCAGGACCAGGACAACAAGCCAACACUUGCUCAGGAACGGGCCUCGCUUAUGCUCCGCAUGCAGCAUCCACUCAUACACCUUCAAGUCGCUCAUCCUUCCAAGACAGCUUUGUCACUGGACACACGGCACAGAACGGCUAUCAGUCGCUCCAAUUUGCUGAUUUGGACUUCGAGGACGAGGAUGAGGACGACCCAGACUUUAAUCCGGACCUCAACCCUGAUCUUCCUUUGCCCUCAGCGUGGUCACUUGCGGUUCAAGAUGUUGUUGCUUCAGAGGAAUCUAGAGCAGCAGCAUCAGCUGCAGCUGCAGCUGCUGCAACAUCGCAUUCAGGCACGCCAUCAGGGGCACAGACACCAGCGGAACACCUUCGACUUGACAAAGACACGACGACACGCUCGCACACGGGCUCGACAAGCCGUUCACCAAGGAGGCAGGCGACCAUACGUGCCUCGGCUUCAACGCUUGGUCUAGGAGACACUCCGUUCUCCGUCCCUGAUAUCUUGUUCUCACCUUCCGGCCGACCUGUGAGGGCAUCACGCAAACCACAAGGCUCACCAACACCUGCGUCUCACACGAGACAAACGCGUACAGCUGGCCGUGAUCUACAGUUCACCAGCAUCGAGGACGCAGGCCUCGACCGAAGGUACAGUACUGAGUUGCUCCAGCAAGGUCAGCAACAGGGUUCAACACCGUCUACUCAUCCACAUUCGCAGCUCAUAGCUCGAGAAGAAAACUCCGUCCCCUCACGGGCGUUAUCCGCUCCAGUUCAACGCGCGCAAGCAGCAACAACAACAGCACAGUACACCGACACAGAUUCCCGUACUCCUCGCAAGCGAGGUCGCAAGCCUGUUCUCGAGCCAGGAGAGGCUCAACGUCGUCGUGCUCAGCGGAACGUUGAGUAUCAGCGGAUACGUCGUCAGGUCAAGAAGGUGGAAGAGUCCGAGCAGAGCGAAACCGUUCUCGAAUUGAAAGCAGAGGUCAAGAUGCUCCGUGCUGAGGUGGAGCGCCUGCGGGACGAGAACGCUAUGCUUCGUGCACAGCGUGAACUCGAUCGUUUGCAACGUUCUGGUUCGAAGUGA
This is a messenger RNA of Ustilago hordei, 1437 nucleotides long. RefSeq lists its product as uncharacterized. Bases 1 to 1437 code for a protein of 478 amino acids. NCBI's taxonomy places the organism in Eukaryota, Fungi, Basidiomycota, Ustilaginomycetes, Ustilaginales, Ustilaginaceae. The record is from RefSeq and is a predicted model, not a curated record. The transcript has a single exon.